AUGGGUGGACACGCUGUGCCAUCGACAAAACGAGCGGGAGCAUCAACGCCCACGCUCUCGCACAAGACCUCGGUGGUCAGUGCCACCGACACGUUCGCAUCGGCCACCGACGGCGAGGGAUACUACACCGACGCUCGCGCCGAUCUCAGCGCCUACCACAUGGACGACGCGCGUAGCCGCACAAGCAUCGCUGCGCACACCAUCCACGCGCAUGACAACAACACGGUGCUUUCCAGAUCGUCGUCCAAUAACCCAGCCCAAGUAGAGAAGCCAAUACCACAAGAGCGGACUAUCUCGAGUCAUCAACCACCAGAUGUGACCGCAGGGCAGGAUACGCAAUCCACCUCGCCGACCACAACCACCGCAGCAGGCUCAGCGCUGCCCACGCACCGCGAGUCGGACAAGGCGCUAGACCUCGCGCCGGCCGCGGGGACGCUGCACCGCAUCAUGCGACACUUGGCCGUGCUUGGUCUGAUGGCCUUUGCAUCGAUCUGGGGCACUCUCGCGCGCGAAGGCCUUGUGGCGCUCAACACAUACGACGGACAAGGUGUUGCGCCGCUGGUGUGGGCGCAGGCGGUCGGGUGUCUGGUCAUGGGUCUGGCGGUGGGCGCCAACCGGAAGCCGAUCGAAGGGCGCUAUCCGCCGGCGUACGUGAUGAUCACCACGGGCUUCUGCGGCAGCGUCACCGCCUUCUCCAGCUGGAUCCUCGCCGUCUUCCGCGCAUUCGGCAACCAGAUGCAUUACGACCGUCACGGCCUGCACAAUGUCAUGGACGCACUUACCCAGACGGGCGUCACGCUCGGCAUGGCCAUAGCAGCCACUGCCGCCGGUAUUGCGCUGUCGAGUGUCCUCAACGUCGAGCGCGUCUUCUCGCUCGCGCGGAGAGGUGCGCCGAGCGGUAAGGCGGUGUCGACCGGAAGGACGCUUGGGAUGGAUGCGGCUGCGGCGGUGCUCGGGCUGGUGUUUUGGAUCGGCGCUGCGGUGCUGUGCGCGCUGUACGCACCGUUUCGAAACGUCACUUUCAGCCUCGUGCUUGCGCCGCCCGGCGCAGUGCUGCGUUGGUACCUGUCGCGGCUCAACACCCACGCGCUCGCCAAACGCACCGCACUGCCCCUCGGAACACUCGCAGCCAACCUGCUUGCGACUGCUGUCAUCGCAGCUGCGUUCACUGCUUCGCGGGUCGGAUCGACGCCUUCGUCAUUCUCAGGGGGCCGCACGGCAUGCCAGGCACUGCAGGGCCUCGAGGACGGAUUCUGCGGCUGCCUCUCGACCAUCAGCACGUUUGCGGUGGAGCUAAGGACACUAAGCCCGCGCAGGGCGGUGCGGUACGCCGUCGUGUCGUGGGUCGCGGGCGUGCUGAUCUGUGUGCUGCUCAUCGGCGCCCCGUGGUGGGCUAUCGGCAUGGACGGACGCUGCGUCGGUUUGACCUACUAG
Molecule: messenger RNA, 1434 nt
Organism: Moesziomyces aphidis
Lineage: Eukaryota; Fungi; Basidiomycota; Ustilaginomycetes; Ustilaginales; Ustilaginaceae
Source: the annotation of a GenBank genome assembly